Molecule: messenger RNA, 2497 nt
Organism: Homalodisca vitripennis (glassy-winged sharpshooter)
Lineage: Eukaryota; Metazoa; Arthropoda; Insecta; Hemiptera; Cicadellidae
Gene: Ggamma30A
Product: guanine nucleotide-binding protein subunit gamma-e
Exons: 2
Coding region: 199-504 (101 amino acids)
Biological process (GO): phospholipase C-activating G protein-coupled receptor signaling pathway; sensory perception of taste
Cellular component (GO): heterotrimeric G-protein complex
Molecular function (GO): G-protein beta-subunit binding
Source: RefSeq, a predicted model, not a curated record
AUAAUAAUUUCCAACUGUGGUAUAAUUAGCAACACACAGAAAAAAAUCUAACUAAAAUAGAAUUAAAUACUUAGAAGAUUUUGUAUGGAUAUCACGAGAACACAAUGAAUGAGUGAGUCAGCACUAUCACAAAAUUUUAUUGACUGAAUGACGCGCAUGCGCGUGUGUCUGCGCAGGUAAGGUGCGCCGACGACAGGAAUGGACCCCAGUGUACUCUCAGGCAUGGACAAGGACGCAUUGAAGAAGCAGAUAGAGAACAUGAAAUACCAGGCGACGAUGGAGCGUUGGCCUUUGUCCAAGAGCAUUGCAGCGAUGAGGGAGUAUGUGGAAGAAAAUGAGAAAAAUGACCCUCUGAUCCACGCGCCCGACAAGAAAAACAAUCCAUGGGCGGAGAAGGGAAAAAUGCGUCAUUAUGUAGAGAAAGAACCACAGAAUUAUGGACCUUGGUUCACAACAUGGUCCAAUCCUACCACGGACUUUACAAUCAAGUUUUAUUUCAUCUGAUGUUGUAUUUUUACCGUUUGAUUGUAAGUGUGUUUUGUACUUAAGCUAGUUUUUGCGUGUUUUCAUGUCACUGUCCCUAAAUUUGGGGCAGUUCGCUCACCAAAGGCUGGAUUUAGGGGAGAAUUGGCCACAUUUCUUCACUUAUUAAACUUGACAAAGGUUUAUUAAUCUUGGUUUAAAUCUCAGCCAAGCUUUUCAGUUCUUCUGAAUUUCAAACUCCAUGAGUUCAGCCCUAUAUUCAAGUUUUUUAGCUGAACAUUUCAAAUCCAGUAUUGAGUUCCACAGUGUAUUGUAUAUUUAAAAUAAUUUUUUUGACAAAAUGUUAAUUGAAUUUAAAGUCCCAAUUCUUAUGGUAAUUUUAUAUUAAACCUAUUAAUUGAAAAAUUCUACCAAAACAUUAAUAUCCAAUUAGGAAAGUGUUGAUUACCUGAUUUAAUUUACCUUUAGAUCUUUUAAUGUUGGAUUUGUUAUCGAUUUUUAGUCAUUCAUAACCAAGAAAAAAAGCUAGUCUUAGUCAUUUAAGUUAGGUUAGGUAGGUUUAAGACAUAGCAUUGUAAUACAAUAGCCUAUUGAACAUAAGUUAUUUUAUAAUUCUAAAUGAUCGAGGAUUUGCAUUACAAGAUAAAACAUUAAUUUGAUAUUCGAGCAUUUCAUUUGUUGGUUUAUAAGUUUAAAUGAAUAAAAGUGCCAGAAAGUCCUCAGCAUUUAAAUAAUUAGUCAUAUAAUUUUUAAAGUACCUUGCUUAAAAAAGUGUAUUUUAUUCAAUUCUACAUUAUGUAUAACAUUUUUAAAACUUGAAGUUGUAAUGAACGUAAUUGUCAUGCUUCAAUAGCAAUAAUAAAUUUGUAUCUUCUAAUUUCAAGUUUACUAAUUUAAAAUUGUUUUUAAGUAGAGGUUUCAUGCUGAUUGUGCAGUAUAAUAACAAAUUAUAUUUAACAGCUGUUAAUGGUAUUGAACCACUAUAGUAUUAUUUUUUUUAUUGUAAAAAUAUAAUAAGUCAAAUGUAGGUACUGUAAUGAAAUUGACUGUAUUGCAGUUGUAAGGUCAGAAAAAUUUAAUUAGUCAGUUAUUCUUAGAGUAAGAAGUCAUGUCGCUUUUAGUGUAGACAUCUACAAAGUAUUAUUUAUAAUUACCAUUUGCAGUACAAAUACUUCAGUAAAAUAUUAAAAAAUAAAUACCAAAUGGAAACUGGCACUAAAUUUAUAAUAUUUUUAUAUUACACCACUGUUAAAAUUAGCUGAAAUUUCCUUAGCUUUGCAAUAAAAUGAUGACUAACUGUAAUAGGUAUUUUAUAAAUGUCAACUUCAUAUGACACCUAUAGCAAAUUCAAUUAAAUUUAGUUUAAAGACCCAUAGUUCAUUAUUUUAUUUUAAUAUUAAUAAUUUCAUAAUGUAUUGUAAUAUAUUAAAUAGUAUAAUUAAUUUAAUAAACCUUGAAUUGCUUACCUUGUAAAUGUUUUAAAACGGUUCUUCCACUAAAACAGCAUAUUGUUAAUAUUUAUUAUUAAUCAAAAUCAUUCAAAUAUUCAAGCAGUUAUCUCUACGCACACUGCCAGAUCAUUAGAGAUAAAACUAGACCACUAGGUUUAUAUCUUCAAAAGGCAAUGGAAACUCUCAUUAUAGAAGAAUCAUAUUAAUGAUCUCAAAUAUGAUGUUUUAGUAUUUGGCCAUGUAUUGGUUAAAGUAUUUUAUCUUUAAUGUUUUGUUUUAUUGUCUGUUAUGUAUGUAUUGUUAUUUAGUGUCAGAUUAAAUAUUUAUUAUUAAAUAUUGAUCCAAAAUGCAUGGUCAAAGUGUAUUUUGAGUAGUCCCUAUGUAAGUUAACUAAUUUCUUGUAUUUAAUCAGUGUUUUAAUAUUCACACAUUUAGUUUUAUUUACAUUUUCAGCACAUGAGCAGCAAACAUUUGUUGAAGAUCAAUGUAUCACACCAUAAUUUUAAAUGUGUAAAUAUAUAAAAAUAUUAAUUCAAUAAAUACAUUUGCUUUGAAUUGUUCAA